CUCAUUGGGAUUACGAGGAGCUGCGUUUGCGUUCAGUCUCCUCAGCGCUAACGAGUCUGAGGUGAUUAAAAAUGUCCAAUUAAAACAACAACCUUCUCUUCUAAUUAUGUGACAAUCGGCUGUUUUCAGUCGGUAACGCGUCAGGACCGUUUACGAACACUUCCAGAAUUAAUCAAGUGAGCAUUUUCAAGCCUCACAGAGCACAGUUUUGAUCGAAAAGCCCAUUCCAAAUCUUUGUCUGAGCAUCAUUCUGCUUGCAUGUUUCAAAUGGCUUGCUGUCUAAAGGAUGAGCUCUUGUGUUCCAUUUGUCUGAGCAUUUAUCAAGACCCGGUCAGUUUUGGCUGCGAGCACUACUUCUGUCGUAAGUGCAUUACUGAGCACUGGAGCAGGCAGGAGCAUCACAGGACAAGAGACUGCCCAGAGUGCAGGAGGACCUUCACGGAUCCAUUGCUGUCCCCGAGCCUGAAGCUCUCCAACAUCGUGGAGAGGUAUGCUGCAUUCCCUCUCGACGCCAUCCUCAACGCUCAGAGAAACUCGUACCCGUGCAAGGACCAUGAAAAGGUCAAACUCUUCUGCCUAAGUGACAAGAGCUUGGUGUGCUUCUUCUGUGAUGAACCCGCCUUACACGAACAGCACCAAGUGACCACCGUUGACGAGGCCUAUGAGGAAAUACAGAGGGAGAUGAAGGAGCAGCUGGCAACUCUACAAGACAGUGAGAAGGGUCACACCGAGGCUUUACAAUUACUUCAGAGGCAGCUCACUGAAACAAAGUCAUCAGCGAAGAGCCUUCGUGCCACAAUCGGUGAUGCGUUUGAUCGACUGCAUCGUUUCCUGCGGGAACGACAGAAAAGCAUGUUGGAGGAACUGGAGGCUGACACAGCUCGCACACUCACCGAUAUCGAACAUAAGAUCCAGCGCUACAGCCAGCAGCUCCGUGAUGUCAAGGAAGGAAUCCAGAUCCUUCAAGAACGUUUGAGUGAAACCAGCCAUCAUGAAUUCUUGGAAGGAAUAGCCCUCACUGUGGACAGGGAGCAAGUGAUUCGUGGAGGGUAUUGCUGGUGGAAGAUACCAAGAAUUAAAGGAAAGAUCCACGAAACAAACCUUACCUAUGAAGACUUCCCGACAUCCAAAUAUAUGGGGCCGCUGCAAUAUACCAUUUGGAAAUCUCUCUAUCAGGAUAUCUCACCAGUGCCUGCUGCUUUAACCAUGGACCACAUCACUGCUCAUCAACGGCUGAUAUUGUCGGACGACUGCACUAUAGUUGCGUAUGGUAACCUGCAUCCACAGCCACUUCAAGAUUCCCCACGCCGGUUUGAUGUGGAAGUAUCCGUGCUAGGAGCUGAAGGUUUCUCCAGUGGUGUCCACUACUGGGAGGUAAUGGUAUCUGAGAAAACCCAGUGGAUGAUCGGUGUAGCCAAUGAGACGGUCAACCGCAAGGGUAGUAUUCAAAUCCAACCAAGUCGAGGCUUUUACUGCAUCGUUAUGCAUGACGGGAGUCAGUACAGCGCAUGCACCGAGCCCUGGACGCGCCUCAACGUAAAGAGCAAGCUUGAGAAGGUGGGCGUCUACUUGGAUUACCUUAAAGGUUUGCUGGUUUUCUACAAUGCCGAUGACAUGUCCUGGCUCUACACAUACCGAGAGAAGUUCCCCGCUAAACUUUUUCCAUACUUCAGCCCUGGUCAAAGUCAUGCAAAUGGAAAGAACGUGCAGCCCUUGCGAAUUAACACUGUACGUUUAUAGGAACUGAGUCAACAGACAGAAAUUGAAAAAACUAGUAUGUGCGAUAAAGUUUAUUUCUUUCAGUUUGCCGCAAGGCACUCGAGGGGUAGCCUACAUGGUACUGAAUAAAGUGACUGUUUGAUGGAUGUAACGCAAGGCUCUUUGAGUGCCUGGAGUUGGAACUUGAAGAGUACAUAAUAUUGAGAGCCUUGCACUUUUCUGAGUGGCGCCAAUGGGCGAUUUGUACAUUAAGUGUUGCCAGUCAUUUGUAAUCUUGCCAUGGCCUUCUUGCUUGCCCAAGAUUUCCCCAGCUGCUUGCACACAAUACACUGUCUUAGAUCCCCUCAGCCCCUACAGGGUUCAAAUGCUCUCUCUUUUAUAGCUUUUGUCUGGAAAAAAGCUUAUCUGUUGUACUGACAGAAAUAUUAAAUGUGUUGCCUGCUUUGUUUUGUACAAUCAACUUUUUGCGCAUUUGUGAAAUGUGUCUGGCGUUGUGCCGCUAUCCUAUCUAAUAUUUUGACACAUGGUUAAAUCUUGUGCACUGACAGAGACCAGUGAGCUAGUGCAGUACAAACUUUAUUGCUUUUCCCCCAUUAGGUGCACAAAUGGUGAUUUCGGAAAAUUGCAUUCUUCAAGUCAUGCUUUUCCACGACGUUGACAGUGAUUUGAUUUUGCAGUCCUGUUUUGGCUAUGGUUUUUCCUGUGCUGUUUUGUCUUGUGCACAGUUGAGCACUCAGCCUUUCAAAGUAUACACUUUUGACUGCAAGCCCAAAUGGACUUGCUCUAUGCAUACUCUUUAUUACUGGCUGUGGUGGGCGCAAGUACAGAUGAGGUGAACAAAUUGUCUAUUUCUAGUAAAACUAGGCAGCAAUUGCACUGUUCGUGAGGCAUAGUUCACCUGGAAAACCUUUGUUCUUUGGUCUGCGUGAAUGAUUGUGUUCGCUAUUAGAUCUAUCCAUUUUGAUGACUCCCUCCCUGGCUCUGUUUUACCCCUUCUAGUUGAGAUUCAUGGCAGUGCUAGAGGGGCUUGAAUGCUACUAUUGUGUCUGCUGCUAUAAUGAAAUAGCGGUCAUGACUUUGCGCAUUUGUACAUAUCGUAGGUGAUGGCUACACCUUUCCUAUACUGGUGAUAAGUGCAUCCCUGCACCCUUCUUGUUUCAUUAGUAUGGUAUUCCUUUUAUUUUUUCAUCUUUUGCUUACUUUCUAAAACAUUCCAGGUCUUCUGCUGUCCUGAAGUGUUAAAGAGUACACUGGUUUGUGCACUCCACCAUCUGUCAACUUUUACACAUCUAAUCAGGUCAUAAUGGUGCAAGUAGGCUGCAAGACUUUUCCAUUUAAAGAGAUUAAAUCCAUGCCUCUUGUGUUGAAAAUAGCAGUGGUUUUCAUUUCCUGUGUAAAUAUAUAUCUGUUGAAAUUUCAGGGAGAAGGCUGAAGAGCCUUUUUAAGAAAUAUAGCAUUUUUAGUGCAAAUAUAGUUUUAAAUGUAAACACUACACUCUUUGAGAACUUUGUCAGAAUACACACAUAAAUGUUCUGCGAUUGCCCUGAAUUGAUGUUGCCACUUUUGCAAAAUCAACAUUUGGUGCACUAAUUUUAACAAGGCUUGGUUGUGUGACCUGGCCUGACUGUUGUAACACCCUAAAGAGCUAUCACAAACCCCCAGAGUUGUAAUUCCCAGUAAUUAUAACUUUUUUUUUCCAACGUCAUUGCUGCCGCAAUCAAAUUGGUGGGAAAAUUCCACUGAUCUCAUUGGAAAUUAUGGACUUUGAAUCUAUUCCAUAUUUUAUUGUACUAGAAGUUCUCCACUCCUGUUUAUGAUGUAACUGUUCUAUAAUUAUUUGUGUUAAAAGGUAAAGAUGCAACUGGUGUUGUUAGAUGUGUUGGUCAGGACACUUAUGACAUAGACCUCAAUGAGGUUGGCAUUACACAAGGUUGCUGCUUGUUAUGUGAGGCGGUCAGAUGAUUAUUAUUAUUGUUAGGUGGUGGUGAUGGGUUUUUUAAGAUAUAUAGUUAUACGUAUAGAUUUCUGAGGAUUAUGUUGUUGUUGGUGAUGAUGAUUUGUGUCUUUGAAUGAAAGCUGUUUUGCACCCAUCAUUAUCUAAAUGCACUCUAGUGAGCUCAUGCUGCUAGAGGUUCAUGGAAAAAAAUGUAAUGUCCAAUUAAAAAAAUGGAAA
Messenger RNA from Xyrauchen texanus (razorback sucker), 3892 nucleotides. Its product is annotated as E3 ubiquitin-protein ligase TRIM62-like. The transcript is spliced from 7 exons. Bases 259 to 1740 code for a protein of 493 amino acids. The record is from RefSeq and is a predicted model, not a curated record. Gene Ontology annotation, molecular function: protein binding; zinc ion binding. Gene Ontology annotation, biological process: innate immune response; positive regulation of canonical NF-kappaB signal transduction. Lineage: Eukaryota; Metazoa; Chordata; Actinopteri; Cypriniformes; Catostomidae.